AUGUUGGCGAUUGAUGAAUUUCACUGCGAAAGCAUAGCAGCUUCUGGCACCAAGUUGGUCGCCGCGCACCGUGCUUGUGCCAUGAGGCAUAAGGAACUUCAGCAGCAGCAUAUGUGUACAGAUGAAAACCUUCAUUUGGGCCAAAGUAGGGCGCUCAAGGAUGACGUUGUAGGCUGUGGGGCAAUCAACAAUGAGGAAGGGAAUGGUGACCGUCACCCGCUAGGAUGCCGAACCAAUAGAGAUAGGGAGAUGGAUGCUUCCAAUGGGCUAGACAACAUCACCAGAGAAGCUCACAAGGGGUAUGAUGCUUCGGUCGAGCACAUGAGUAGAGACCUGGAGCUCGUUGAAAGCAUCAACAAACAUUACAUUGACCGAGCUGCCAGUGUCCACCAAGAUACGCCUAACGUCUAA
Messenger RNA from Prunus armeniaca (apricot), 411 nucleotides. Lineage: Eukaryota; Viridiplantae; Streptophyta; Magnoliopsida; Rosales; Rosaceae. The record is from the annotation of a GenBank genome assembly.